AUGAUUGACAGUCACCGCACCUACUUCCGAGGAUACGCUUUAAUAAGGAUGAAUCAGUUGCAAUUUCAAACAGGCAGAGAACUGAAUAAUAAACAUGUCGCAAAGCUUCGCAAGAUCUUCCAGCUGGAAGGUUGUUAUCAUUAUGACCAUCGGCAUAGCAUCCCCGUUAUAAUGAACGAGAGUCUCCUGUUGGACGCACUAAGUAGACAACAUCCGGGUUUAGACCAGCUCCCAACCACAGGAGAGGAAGCACCGGCGUUGAGGUUUGCAGCCGACGUGCAAGUAAUUUGCUUACACGGAAGACAUAGAAUCGCUGCUGCGGAACAAACUUUGGGGUUGCUAGAUCGGUGGUGGAUUGUCGAAGUCUUCUCUGAUGGUAAGUACUAG
Zasmidium cellare ATCC 36951 is the source of this 387-nucleotide messenger RNA. RefSeq lists its product as uncharacterized. The coding region runs from base 1 to 387 and encodes 128 amino acids. The record is from RefSeq and is a predicted model, not a curated record. The transcript has a single exon. Lineage: Eukaryota; Fungi; Ascomycota; Dothideomycetes; Mycosphaerellales; Mycosphaerellaceae.